CAGGCGCCGCCGCGCCGCAGUCCUCAGUGAGCGGCGCCCGGGCUCGCAGGUCCCCGCCGCGACGCGCCACCGUCCUGGUCCCCGCCCGCGCCUCCCCCCGCUUCGCAAUGAGGGUCCUGGGUGGGCGCUGCGGGGCGCUACUGGCGUGCCUCAUCCUAGUGCUCCCAGUCUCCGAGGCAAACUUUUUGUCAAAGCAGCACGCUUCACAAGUCCUGGUUAGGAAACGCCGUGCAAAUUCUAUGUUUGAAGAAACCAAAAAGGGUAAUCUUGAAAGAGAAUGCAUUGAAGAAUUGUGCAAUAAAGAAGAAGCCAGGGAGGUCUUUGAAAAUGACCCUGAAACGGAUUAUUUUUAUCCAAAAUACUUAGGUUGUCUUGGCUCUUUCCGAGCUGGAUUGUUCACUGCUGCACGUCAGUCCACUGAUGCUCACCCUGAUCUCAGGAGCUGUGUCACUGCCAUUCCAGACCAAUGUAGUCCUCUGCCAUGCAAUGAAGAUGGAUAUAAGAGCUGCAAAGAUGGUCAAGCUAGAUUCACUUGCAUUUGUAAACCAGGUUGGCAAGGAGACAAGUGUGAAUAUGAUAUAAAUGAAUGCAAAGAUCCCUCAAAUGUAAAUGGAGGUUGCAGCCAGAUAUGUGAUAAUACACCUGGAAGUUACCACUGUUCCUGUAAAAGUGGUUUUUUUAUGCUUUUAAAUAAAAAGGACUGCAAAGAUGUGGAUGAAUGCUCUAUGAUGCCAGACAUUUGUGGCACAGCUGUGUGCAAGAACAUCCCAGGAGACUUUGAAUGCGAAUGUGCUGAAGGCUACAGAUACAAUCCCAUAUUAAAGUCUUGUGGAGAUGUGGACGAAUGCUCUGAGAACAUGUGUGCUCAACUUUGUGUCAAUUACCCUGGAGGUUACUCUUGUUAUUGUGAUGGGAAAAAAGGAUUCAAACUUGCCCAAGAUCACAAGAGCUGUGAGGCUGUUCCAGUGUGCCUUCCCUUGAACCUUGACAAAAAUUAUGAAUUACUUUACUUGGCAGAGCAAUUUGUAGGCGUGGCUUUAUAUUUAAAAUUUCGUUUGCCGGAAAUCACCAGAUUUUCAGCCGAAUUUGAUUUCCGGACAUAUGAUUCAGAAGGUGUUAUCCUGUAUGCAGAAUCUCUUGACCGCUCAGCUUGGUUCCUGAUUGCACUUCGUGAUGGAAGGAUUGAAAUUCAGUUUAAGAAUGAAUUUACAACCAAAAUCACAACUGGAGGCAAAGUUAUUAAUGACGGUCAAUGGAAUAUGGUCUCUGUGGAAGAACUAGAACACAGUAUUAGUGUAAAAAUAGCUAAAGAAGCUGUAAUGAAUAUAAAUAAACCCGAAAGCCUUUUUAAGCCUACAAAUGGAUUUCUAGAGACGAAAGUAUAUUUUGCAGGAUUACCUCGGAAAAUGGAGAAUGCCCUCAUUAGACCGAUAACCCCUCGUCUAGAUGGAUGUAUACGAGGCUGGAAUUUGAUGGAUCAAGGAGCUUCAGGAAUAAAUGAAAUUAUUCAAGAAAAACAAAGUAAGCAUUGUUUUGUCACUGUGGAGAAGGGUUCCUACUAUCCUGGUUCUGGUGUUGCUCAAUUUAGCAUAGAUUAUGGUAAUAUAUCCAAUGCUGAGGACUGGCAAGUAAAUGUGUCCUUGAACAUUCGCCCAUCCACGGGCACUGGUGUUAUGUUCGCCUUGGUUUCUGGUAAUACUGUGCCCUUUGCCUUGUCCUUGGUAGACUCUGCCUCUGAAAAGCUUCAGGAUAUCCUCGUAUCUGUUGAAAAUAUGAUAAUGUUUCAGAUAGAGGCCAUAAGUCUGUGUUCCAGUCAACAAUUCCAUCUGGAAUUAAGAGUCAACAGAAACAAUCUGGAGCUGUUCACUCCACUUAAAAAAGACAUCAUCUCCUCUGAAAACCUUCAAGGACAGUUGGCCAUUUUGGACAAAGCAAUGAAAGGGACAGUAACUACUUACCUGGGUGGCCUUCCAGAUAUUCCAUUCAGUGCCACACCAGUGAAUGCCUUUUAUAAUGGCUGUAUGGAAGUGAACAUUAAUGGUGUUCGGUUGGAUCUGGAUGAAGCCGUUUCUAAGCAUAAUGAUAUCAGAGCUCACUCGUGUCCAUCAGUUUCAAAAAGCACAGAGAAUUCUUAAGGCUUCUUUCCUGUACUGAUAAUACAUUUUUCCUGUAUGUAAUUAUGUUUCAAUAAUAGCUGAAGGGUUUUUCCCUGCAAUGUACAGGCCUUGAUUUUUUAUGGUACUUUGGCUUUCCUGGAAUUUUAAAAAAGGUCCUUUUUCAAGAAGAACAAGAUCCUCUUGUGGUACAAAUCACAUUUAAAAAUUCUUACCUCUAUUGCUGCCUAGAAAUUAAAUAAUGAAAUAUAUAAACAUUUCUAAUUUGAAUUUUUUGCUACAAAUGACAUUACUUC
Molecule: messenger RNA, 2410 nt
Organism: Neomonachus schauinslandi (Hawaiian monk seal)
Lineage: Eukaryota; Metazoa; Chordata; Mammalia; Carnivora; Phocidae
Gene: PROS1
Product: protein S
Exons: 15
Coding region: 108-2135 (675 amino acids)
Cellular component (GO): extracellular region
Molecular function (GO): calcium ion binding
Source: RefSeq, a predicted model, not a curated record